AUCAGACUGAAGUACACCGAAAGAUGCAUUUGUCUUUCGCAUUCGUGGCGACUACGUUGCUGCUCGCUGCACCUUCGCUAGCAUGGUUGCCAAAUCACUGUCUCCCUUGCGCUCUGCUAUGCAAAUACAACAAGCAAGGAUGCGAGAAAGCCAACUGCUUCAGGGAAAAGCCAGGCGGGGUGAGUAGCCUCUACGGACUGAGUAUCUCCUGGGUUCAGUACGAAAUCUGUUGGCUGACAAGAGCAGGGUGUGGUCACUUCCAUAUGCAAUCUCGUCAUUCACAGAAGGUAUGCUGAAGACCCUCAGGCUCGUAUGCCUGCGAUUGCUAUACCAACAACCGUAAUCACUGCGGUCAAAGGUGGUCGGACGACAGAUGUGGAAAGUGCGAGUCUUGAUCACGCUGUGACCAGCAUCACCUAAACUGUAGCUGCUCUUGAACGCAACUAUCACGAACGUCCGAUCUCCAAAUACAAGAACGGCAUAUUCGAGAGCUAUCGAUAAGAUCGAAC
Molecule: messenger RNA, 509 nt
Organism: Boeremia exigua
Lineage: Eukaryota; Fungi; Ascomycota; Dothideomycetes; Pleosporales; Didymellaceae
Exons: 1
Coding region: 24-296 (90 amino acids)
Source: RefSeq, a predicted model, not a curated record